AUGUCGACCGACUCCUCGGAGGAGCUAGCCGUGAUCCGGGCGGCGCGCAUGGGCAGCGCAGCCACUCCGAGCCGUUAUCACCCCGCGCCGCCAGCCGUUGCCGAUGACCCCAUGAUCGGCGGGCCAGUGGUCGUUGGACACGAGAGGGGAGGCACCUCGAAAGGCCACGCCACCACGGUGCUUUACUUUCUGACAGCUAGCGCCAUCUUAGUCUCUGUCGUCUCACUCGUGGUUGGCCUGAUGCCAUGGCGACUAUUCGGCCUGGGAGGCGGGAGAGACCUGUACGGAGGGGGCCAGUCACUGGCCGCCGAUGACAGGGACACCGACGGAAAGGCGCCGGCCGUCAUCAGGCCCUACCGACACCCUGACCACGACGGCGACUCCGAGACGCGCGUCUGCGCCACGGUGGCCUGCGAGAAAGAAGGAGGCGCGUUGUUCCGCCAGCUCGAGUUUCACCAGGAGCCCUGCGACGACUUCUACGCGUACGUGUGCAAGCGCUGGGAGACGGCGCACAAGCUGCCCUACGGCGCGGCUCGGCUUUCCAUGGACGACACGCUGUUGGACGAGUACGAACUCAUGCUGGCCGACAUCAUUCAGCGGGGCCGACCGGGCUACGAGGCCGUCAAGGACAUCUUCCUGCGCUGCGAGUAUCCGCGCAAGGGUGACACUCACUGGCUCGACGUCCUGGCCAAGAUUGGCCUUCGGCCGUUCCCGGUGGUGUUGAAACCCGGAACCACUCUCGACAAGGUCGUAAAGGACCUGAUGACCAUCGGAAUCCAGCCACUCUUCAGCCUUUCGGUGGAGCGCAGUGUCGAGAACCCAGAGCAGUCUUACCUCCUCAUCGGACAACCGGAGCUUCUCAUGGGGCCGCUGCGACUUGGUCUGGACAUCGAGUACUCCUAUCUAGAUGAUGCCCUCUCGGGCUUUAUCAGUGAAAUAUCUGAGCAGAACCAUACGGCCCGCAGUAACGUGCUCAAGGUGGAGCGCUUCCUCUCUGCGUCUAUGGAUCGGCACCAGAUCGAAGGAUCGGGUCUCAACGACGAGCUCGUCGACGUGACCGAACAGUUUCCGAAGCUCGCUCGACGAGUACGAACCAUAGUCGCCGAUGCUUUUGGAACAGAUUUGUCAAAGCGACCUCUCAAGACCUACUCGCUCAAGUACUUGCACGCAUUGGAGUCUGGUGACUUGACCGCGAACAUCGGCGAGUACUUGAACUACCUUGCCUUCCGCACGGCAGUAGAGAUCGCUGCCGACAAUGAGAUUGACCUCGGCGACCUUAUGGCAGUCUUGUACUCCCGCUACGCCGGGUACCCAGCUCCAAGACCGAUCACGCGUCGCAGACUGUGCAUCCGAAUGAUGAACCGGUUUGAACCGGCUCUCAUUAUGCACAUGAGCAUGGACACAACAGCUACAAAACUGGGAGGCAAGGCUUCCUUCAACUCGCUCCUCGAUCUCUUGGAGACCGUACUCAACGAAACGCUGUACGCUCAGACAGAGUUCGACAAGGAUUUCCGGGACAGCUUAGUGGAGUCCGUAGCUGCAAUUAAUUGGGAGCCCAUCGUUCCGGACGCGGUGACGUCACACAACGAACUCUUCCGGCGUCUGGUCUCAAUUUACGAGACCGCUUCCGGUAGCAAGAGGGUUAUUGAGAGCUACAUGGCGCUGUCUACCAUGUUCCGGUAUCGCGACUUUGCCCAGAAGGAUUUGGACAAAUGGGUCGGCUGGCGAGGAGGCAUGCUGAGCACGUAUGCCCACCUGGACGCGCCGUUCCUAAAGCUGGAAGUCCCAUUCCCGGUCUUCGACUUCCUUCGUGAUCCGGAUGCAUCGAUGGAACGUUUCCAGAUUCCGCGGGUUGGCACACGAGUUUUCUACGCCCUUUACCACGGCAUCUACCACUUGGCCUACAACUACGGUGCCGGGAAGAAGCCGACUCUCUUCGUGGCCAAGUUGCACGCGCUCAUGGACUGUCUGGGCAGGCAGUAUGGCAAGCUACGCUGGACCGAAUCCCGUCGACGCAUCAGUCGCAACUCAUAUUACUCCAACCUCUUGGACUUCUUGGCACUGGAGCCGACGUACCAUGCCUACCUGCGCUAUGCUGACCGAGCCAGCAGAGAAGAACGGCUGCCCAAGCUCGAGAACCUGACGCCCCGACAGCUGUUUUUUGUUGAGUACGCGCGCAACUUUUGCGAGGUGAACAACGCCACGUUCCUGGACCGAGUGUUGGACGAAGGCACGAAGGCUCCCGGGUGGUACAGGGUAAACGGGCCUUUGCGGAACUUCAAACCGUUCGCCGAUGCGUUCAUGUGCAAAACCAACUCGUUCAUGAAUCCGCUGCAUCGGUGCGCUCUCAAGUAG
Molecule: messenger RNA, 2355 nt
Organism: Rhipicephalus microplus (southern cattle tick)
Lineage: Eukaryota; Metazoa; Arthropoda; Arachnida; Ixodida; Ixodidae
Product: membrane metallo-endopeptidase-like 1
Biological process (GO): protein processing
Cellular component (GO): plasma membrane
Molecular function (GO): metalloendopeptidase activity
Source: RefSeq, a predicted model, not a curated record